Phytophthora infestans T30-4 is the source of this 804-nucleotide messenger RNA. RefSeq lists its product as uncharacterized. The transcript is spliced from 5 exons. Lineage: Eukaryota; Oomycota; Peronosporomycetes; Peronosporales; Peronosporaceae. The record is from RefSeq and is a predicted model, not a curated record. Bases 1 to 804 code for a protein of 267 amino acids.
AUGGCGCCACGUACCGACGCGACCCCCGACACGCCGGAGGCCGGAGCUAUGCGCAUGUUGAUGCGGUUCUUGUCCCCUUAUUACGUCUGCAACGCCGUGGCACUGCUCAUGUAUGUGCCAAUCCGCUAUCAGCGCAGCAGCGAGGCCCUGCUUGAGCGAGAAAACUUCCUCAACUUACCACUGGAACAAGAGAUAUUCCUGCUGGCAUUGGGCUCGUGGAUGCUGAAUUACCGCAAAAAGGCGACAGCGGAUGGCGUCGUCGCGCUCUUUUUCAUGUACGGCAAAAUUGCUGUGCUGGCCUCACUCUACUACUUGGACAUCACCCUUUUCGGGUGGUACGCUGUUGUUUGUCUCGCGCUGUUUGCGGCGGUGGGACAACCGAAGUAUGAAGGCCCCUCCAAGAUAGCCGAGCUGGAUCCAGCUGCAGUGGAGAAGUUAGUCAAGAAAUCUACUGGAUCGAAGAAGAAAGGGCCACCUAAUUCUUGGCUCGUUUUCUACUACGCCGACUGGAGUGAUUCUUGUGUGGAGCAUGAGCCCAUGCUCGCAGAUCUCUCGCUCAGAUACUCGUCGAGCACGCUACAAUUCGGCAGGGUGGAUGUGAAUAAGUGGUCGGAUCUGGCCGUCGAGAACCGGAUUAGCGUAUCAACGUCGUCGUGGCAACUACCAACGUUGAUCCUUUUCCAGGACGGAGAAGAAGUCAUGCGCUUACCACCAAUUGAUGAGAAUGGAAAGGUCACGAAGACGGUGCUAGACCGGGAGCUGAAGGAGGGCAAGCCGACCGCAUUUAAACCGAAAACAAAUUAG